This is a messenger RNA of Orcinus orca (killer whale), 1645 nucleotides long. It is a transcript of the gene C10H6orf47, whose product is annotated as chromosome 10 C6orf47 homolog. The coding region runs from base 1 to 894 and encodes 297 amino acids. The transcript has a single exon. Lineage: Eukaryota; Metazoa; Chordata; Mammalia; Artiodactyla; Delphinidae. The record is from RefSeq and is a predicted model, not a curated record.
AUGUUCCUGCGACAGCUUGGUGGCUGGCUACCUCGCCCCUGGGGCCGCUGGAAAUCAACGAGGCCUGACCUGCCCGCCCCAGAACCCAGACGGAUGGACAGCUCCUCUGAGAAUUCAGGGAGUGACUGGGACAGUGCCCCAGAAACCAUGGGAGAUCUGGGGCCUCCCAAGACCAAGGACUCAGGUGCACAGAGGAGCUCUGGGGCUGCUCCAGAACCAAGCAGGGAGUCCCAAGUUGAGCAACUGGGGUGCAAAAAAAUGGAUUCUCUCAAGUGGGAUGAGACUGUCUCUAGCACUCAAGAGUCUGGGAGAUUGGAGGCUGGAGAGACCAUUCUCAAACCAGGAUGGGAUCCUGUGGACUCAGGUGGCACCAAGAAGCCUGGUGUGUCCCCUGAAGAGGGACUGAGCCCCCCUGGGCUUGAAGCCCCAGCGGAGAAGCCUGGCCAGCGUCAGAAGCUGCUGGGCUGGCUGCGGGGGGAAACAGGUGGGGGAGCAGGGGCUCCCUACCAGUACCUGGGGGACCCAGAGGAGUGUCUGCAGAUAUCCACCAACCUGACCCUGCACCUGCUGGAGCUCCUGGCCUCAGCCCUGCUAGGGCUGUGCUCAAGGCCCUUGCGGGCAGCCUUGGACGCGUUGGGCCUGCGUGGACCGCUGGGCCUCUGGCUGCAUGGGCUACUGUCCUUCCUGGCUGCCCUGCAUGGGCUCCAUGCCGUGCUGAGCCUACUUACCGCUCACCCCCUGCACUUUGCCUGCCUCUUUGGUCUUCUACAGGCCCUGGUGCUGGCUGUCAGCCUCCGGGAGCCCAGUGGGGAUGGGGAGGCCACUGACUUGGAGGGCGAGAAGUUGGGGAGGGAGGGUGAGGAGCAGAGGGGAGACCCAGGAAAGAGGCUGUGACCACGGGGUGGGGUGUGGCCCAGCGUCCCACCCUCAGUGGGUUGGGAGCAAGGGUGAAGAUAGUGUGGGGGCACGAUCCACAUUGUAAGCACAGGGACCUCAGGGAUGGGGCAGAAACCCCAGAGUAUGAGGGCACAGAGGCCCUGCCCCCCUUCACACACAGGAGAGCUGUUUAGGGUGUCUGUGUGUUUAUGGACAGUGGGGGCAUUGGCCUUGAAUUCACCAGCUGUUGUUAAUUUUUGCUUUUACAUUUCUCCCACUUCCAGUUUUUUUUUUCCCACCUCCGCUUUUUAAAAACCAAAAAAAAAAAAAAAAAAGUGUGGUGGUGGAGAAUAAAGACUAAAGGGUCUUCUCUACCUUUCAAAACUCUCCAGGGGUGGAGGAGACUAGAGGCAAGACAGACAGACCUCUGGGUGGGGUAAGAGGGUGGUUCAGAGACUCAAGGGAUCCUGUGGAUCCUGGGAUCUGUGCUAUCUGGGAAAGAGUGGCACUGCUAGGUGGGUGGAUUAGGGGGUCUGGAUGGGGUUCCCACAGGUGAUGGGGAGCCUGCAGGGGGGAUCUGGGUGUUCCUAGGAGCCAGAGGGAGUGGGGAUGGUGCUGGCAGUGUUGGCAGGAGGGCCAGCUCAGAAGGGCUGGCAGCUCAUAGGCAGUAUGGGGAGCACUGGAGUUUGCAGACCCCACUGGGGGGUUGGCUUUGCUCACUCAGCAAUAAAUGUGUCACACCAAAUCCUAAAUACACCACUAAAAGUGA